Molecule: messenger RNA, 2322 nt
Organism: Photinus pyralis (common eastern firefly)
Lineage: Eukaryota; Metazoa; Arthropoda; Insecta; Coleoptera; Lampyridae
Exons: 3
Coding region: 1-2322 (773 amino acids)
Molecular function (GO): nucleic acid binding; catalytic activity; zinc ion binding
Source: RefSeq, a predicted model, not a curated record
AUGAGCGGAUCGGAGGGAUACGCGUUUGGGGAGGGCCGACCGAAGGUUCUACGGACGCCACCACCGGGGCAAUAUGCUAGCGGCGGUGGAAACAAAGGGGACGAAUACAGGAGCGACGAGGUGGUGCCUGAAACACCUCUAGCAGGACCUGUCAGGAGACCCAGUAGUAGGAAGAGGAAUGACAGUUCCUCGACCGACGAGGAGACUGUCCAGCUUGUGAGGCCCAAAAAACAGAGGCGAAGGGCGGACGAAGAGGAGGAGACGGUUCUGGUGUCCCCCAGGUCGGCCGCUACCGACUUGGGUGACAUCAGAAAGAUGCAGACUGAGGAGUCGAUGAUGGAAGGCGACGUAAGGCUGGCCAUCGACGAGGCGAUGGGAUUUAUUCGUGGUUCGACGAAUACCAACAAGCGGCUGAAGGAGAUGACGUGGAGGAUCAGCGAGAAGUUCGCGGCCCUAGAAAACCAUAGGACCAUGAUCGAGCGCAGGUGGAGUUCUUACGUGAGGGCCUUGAAGGUGGCGGCAGUGAAAGGACAAACGGCGGUGGUCAGGGUGCCCCAGGUUGGACCAGUUGUGGUGGCGCCGAGAGCGACGAAGGAGAGCCAGGUACAGACGGCGAGGGAGAUGGAGAAAAUUGAGGUGACAACCCAGACGAGUCCUCACAAAACGUACGCGGAAGCGAUAGGCCAGGAAGGACCGAAGGCCGGGUCGAGUGGAGAAGCCGCCCUAAGGAUUGCUGAGAUUAACAGGCAGAGGGCGAAGAAUCUCAAGUUCGUAGACCGCGAGACGACAGACGCCGCUGGUACGGAAACGGAGGGGGAGUGGCAGCGGGUAAGGAAAAGAAGACAGAAGAGCAAAGUUGACCCAUCGAGCGGCAGCGAGGGAACUACGACAGCGGCAAAUGUCAGAAGGAGACCGAGACCGGAGGCGGUGCUGAUCAAGCUGAAGGGGGAGAACGGCAUGGAGGAAGUGCUGAGACGGGUCAGGAAGGUAGACAUGACGGGGGUCAGUACCAGGAUAGAAGGCAUAACAAAGACACGGACGGGUGAUAUACUCCUGCGGGUGGAGAGAGGGGCGGGAAAGGCAGCGCCGGUGCUGAAUACGAUUAAGGCCGCCAUUACGGACCGGGAAGUGAUGCUCCUUGAGGAGAACUGUAAGCUGGCCGUGCGGGAUCUGGACGCCGUGACUACAAAGGAGGAAGUGCUCGAGGCCAUACUGAGAGUGGAGCCGAAGGCUAGGUGUCGGAUGAAGACGAUGGUGGAAACCGAGAGAGGGCAGAUGGUGGCGUAUGUUUUCGUCGACCGGAAAACGGCGGAUGCGAUCACUAGAGCAGGUUUCCUCAGGGUUGGCCUGACGUCGUGCAGGGUGAGAGUGCUGGCGGAGCAGGCGCGAUGCAUAAGAUGUUGGGAAGUAGGGCACAUAGCGGCAAAGUGUACGGGCGUGGAUAGGAGCCGCAUGUGUUUUAAGUGCGGGAAGGCGGGGCACCAGGUCAGGGAGUGCGCGGGUGAAAACGAAUGUUUUGUGUGUGAGGGAGUUCAGCCGGGUACUGGCAAGGGACAUAGGGCGUACACGACGGGGUGCCCGCACGACAAGAGACGGGUGGGGGUGGCGCCAAACCCCGUAGUGAAGGAGGUGACGCUUAUCAAUCUUAAUAAUAGUAGAGUGGCCUUGGACAUGGCGGGGAUAGUAGCAAGAGAAGUGGGGGCGGAGGUACUUGUGUUCUCGGAGGUAGGACCGGACACUAGGGGGAUGCGUGUGUUCAGGGACGUGACAGGUGCGGCAGGGAUAAUGGUGACAGGUGGAGUGAUUGUGGACAAAGUUGGACAGGGUGUGGGAUAUGUGUGGGCGUUAGUCGGGGGUAUUUAUGUUUACAGCAUGUACCUACCUCCUAACGAUGCAAUAGCGCAGUUAGAGGGACGGCUGGACGAUCUUGGGGAGAUCAUUAGGAUUAAUGGACGUGGCAGGGCUAUAGUGGCAGGGGACGUCAAUGCUGCAUCCCCCAUGUGGGGAGCACCACGUACGAAUGUCAGGGGAGAGAUUGUCGAGGAAUGGGCCUGGUCGUUAGGUUUGGUGUGCGUGAAUAAGGGAAACGUGCCCACAUUCCAGGGAAGAGGCAAAGGGACAAUUAUUGAUAUCACGCUGAUAUCGGACGAGAUGAGUCACUUAGUGACGGAGUGGCUAGUGUUAGAUGUGGACUCAAUGAGCGAUCACAACUACAUAGUGUGGGGGGUUAGAAGUGAUACAGGGACAGUAGUCGAGCAGGUGCAACGGGCCGAUAUCGAAAAGUACAAAGGACUGCAACUCAUCGAACUGGCAGUACCCUAA